AUGCUUGUAACAAAACACGCAGCCGAGCUUUGUGCUCUCCUAGUCAGCGAUCUCUUUGGCGAGCUUCCAUCGCGAAUUCUCGCCGCCCUCUUUACCAAGGGACGAUCCAGCAUCGCGCAGCUGGCUCAGCAUACGUCUCUAGGCCCGCGACAAUUGCGAAAUGGCCUCGCCGUCCUGAUUCAACACAACCUCCUCUACCACUACACAGACCCCGACUCCAGGGUCACCAACUACGAAACAAACUCCGACGCCUGCUACAGCCUCGUCCGGUCGGGCAAGAUCCUCGAGGUCAUCGACAGCCAAUAUGGGACUGCUGAGCGCGAUCUCGUCCAGACGCUCAUGCAACUGGGUUACGCCCGGGUCGCAGACCUCACCCAUGCCUUCUCAUCGCGGGCUCCAAAGACCAAUGGGCACGCGAACGGAACACAUGAGUCGGGGUCUGGGCUGAUUGAGUCUGAGGAUCAUCUCAACGCCGUCCUGACCCGCCUCAUUCAGGCCGAGAUCGUCGAGACUGUACGGCCAGACAGUUUUCGGAAUCCGGCGGAGGUCUAUCGCGAGAUCGAGACGGAGCUCACCAAGACCGGCCCUGGAGAAAAGGCUACCAAGAGCAAAGGGGAGCAGCAAACAGCAAUCAUCGAGCGAUUUAGAACCUUUCGUGAUCAGGGCAGGAUGUUGAAGCGGCAGCUCGAUCAGUCCAAUGGCCCGGUCACCAAGAAGAGGAAGCUUCAGAACGGCGCAAGCCAUGUCGACGACCCCUUUGACGAGGUCGCCCAACUCAAUCCCAACAUUGUAGUCCGGGUCAAUCACGAAAAGUGCUUGGUACAGCUUCGCAACCAGCGACUGGCGGAGUUUGCCGCGGACACCGUCGGCGAGGCCACCGGCCAGAUAUACCGAGCCUUGUUAGAGCUGUUGACAACGCAGCUGCCGAGGUGCCAGCCGGAUUCUCUGAUUGGUGACCAGACAGGUGGCCAACAGCAAGUGACGGUCACGUCUGUCCAGAUCCUGGAACACCUCGAUGAGAGUGUCAACGUGCAAAGCGGCAUAGGCAAGGCACCCAAGGACAAGAUCGACUUCCAGAGCGCCGAGAAGAUCAAAGCUACGCCCCUUGACUAUGAGAGCGAUUCCGAAGAUGAUUCGGACGAGCGACCAGUGGCCCGCCCAAGGGUGCCAAGACCCCUUUCCAACGGCCAUGGAGGCGAUUUCGACGCAUCGGACGAUGACGAUGGAUUUCCUGCACAGAGCAGCCACCAAGCACAGCGGUCCAAUGGCGAACGGCAAACAAAGGUUAAGUUUGAGGACGACGGAACGUCCAAGGACAGUCGACUUGAUCAGAUGAGACAGCACCUGUUGCUCCUGGCGGAAGGGAAACACCGGUUUGUUCGACACUGUGGCACCCACGGUAGAGGUCAGUGGACGGUCGAUUUCGGCCAGCUCAUGGAGAGUCUCCGCGAGGCAGAGCUCGAUGCAUACAUCGAGCAGUCGUUCGGCCGCCACGGCCUGCGUCUGACACGGAUCCUGAGAGAAAAGGGGAAGCUCGACGAGAAGAUGCUGCCUUCGGCUGCGCUGAUGAAGAAAUCGGAUGUGCAGGGGAAAAUGCUGGCGAUGCAAAUGGCAGGACUCGUCGAUGUACAGGAGGUGCCAAAGGACAACAGCCGGUUGGCGAACCGAACGAUGUUCUUCUGGUUCUUCGACGGCGAGCGGACGCAGUCGCAGCUUCUGGACGAUGUCUACAAGGCCAUGCUCCGCUGUUUGCAGAAGCUCCAGGUGGAGCGGCACAGGGACAGGAACGUCUUGUCCUUUGUAGAGCGCAAGGACGUCAAGGGCAAGGAGGAAGAGGUGAUGUCGGCAGAGCACUACAACACGUACAACCGGCACUUGGAGGAGCAGGACAAGCUCAUCGCACAGGUCAUGAGGCUCGACGACAUGGUGGGAGUCUUCCGCGAUUAUUGA
Molecule: messenger RNA, 1950 nt
Organism: Purpureocillium lilacinum
Lineage: Eukaryota; Fungi; Ascomycota; Sordariomycetes; Hypocreales; Ophiocordycipitaceae
Source: RefSeq, a predicted model, not a curated record